This is a messenger RNA of Debaryomyces hansenii CBS767, 1803 nucleotides long. RefSeq names its product DEHA2G15290p. Lineage: Eukaryota; Fungi; Ascomycota; Pichiomycetes; Serinales; Debaryomycetaceae. The record is from RefSeq and is a predicted model, not a curated record. Bases 1 to 1803 code for a protein of 600 amino acids. The transcript has a single exon.
AUGAACAAAAUUGCAUUUUUCUAUGCAAUUAUCAUCCUAUGCAUAAUACAGUUGGCCUGCUUUGUCUUCAUAGCUAAUUUGCAUUCAUGGCUCGGCGAAUACAUAACUGGAGAUGUAAGUCAAUUGUACAGCCCAAAUUCCGUGGAACUAUUUGAAUCUGCAUUUCUAGCAUUGUUGCUCGUAGGGGCUACUGGUUUCGUUACUUUUGUCAGAGAUUUGCUAUUCGUUCAAAAGAAGACGUCUAAUACAAACGGAACAUUCCAUAAGUUCUAUUUACCAAUCAUUGAGGAAUUGCUCAAAUUUGGUUUGGUUUAUUUCGUUGCCCGUCGUGGCAGAGGUACAGAUCAUUUAGCUGGACUGAAUGAAACGAUUCAUGGAGAUACAAACAACUCCGAAGGUGCUCCUGAUUUAGGUGUUAAACAAGUAGCCAUAAUAGCGUUGGUUUUCAAUUUCGUCAAAUUCUGUCAAUUUACGUAUAGAUUCUCUCCCAUUAAUUACGAAAAGGGUUAUAAAGAAUUCAUAAGUCUUUAUAGAAUGUGGCGUGAACAUAUUACAAUUGACAGGGCGUUACGCAGCAAUAAUAAAGUGAAAGUGGAUGCAGCAAUGAUUUUAGCUGGAUCUUUGAAUGACGGUGAGCGGUCUGUUUAUUCAAAGAAAUCAACUGCCACCUUAAUCGCACCUGAGGUUAUGUCGAUACCAUCGAGGGUUCCAUCAUUGGAUACAGGUUCUUUGAAUUUCAAGAAAUUACCAUCAUUCAAAUCUGAUAUGGUAUCUGCCGAUUUGGAAUCAUGCUAUAAUCUAGUUGAUAAACUUUAUUCAAUAUCUCCAAAGAACACGUAUCAUCUAGAUACAGACGAUGUUAUCGUGGUGUCGAUUGACGACUUAGAAGAUGAUGAAGAUCCACUAAAAUCGAUCGCUAACUACAGUAACAAUACAUUAAAUUCAAAUGUACAGCAUUACGAACAAAACAAUUUCCAGAAAGAGGGCGGAAAGGAAAAAAACAAUUUAACACAAAUUUCUGAUUUGAAUUUGGAAAGAAAUGCAUGCUGCAUUGCUUCUCUGAAUGAUAAUGGGAAUUAUGAUACUAGUCCAUUUUGGACAUCACAAUUCAUAUCGAAUAUGAAUUUUUUCGCUUGGUUAUUACCGUUUCUACCUAUUCCUCAAAAGAGUGAAGAGUUAAACAAUAAUACCCGUCCAUUGACCAAUAAUAGAAAAUUUGAUUCGGCGAUCAAAAAUAAAUUAUCGUCUUAUCAACUUGACAGAAACUCCGUUACCGAUACUGAAACUUUGCAUUCGUCGGAAGCUUUGCUCUCGCAGCAUAACUUGCCUAUAUCAAAUUACGGAGCGAUAGAUGUCGAAUCCCAAAUAUCAGCUGAUGCUAUAGUAAGUUCAAUUUGCGUGAAUGAACGAAAUAAUAUUAUUGACUUCCAAUUAUUUGUUGAUAAUUAUUUCGGUUAUACUUAUGACUCAAACCAAAUCUCCAUCGAUCCAAUAUUUGAAAUGUUUGGAGUUACAAUUACUGAAUUUAGUGCCAAACUCUUCAUUAUUUUAUUCAACUGUAAUUAUGUGUGGAAUCUUAGCACAUUUUUGAUCUAUGCAUACCCAUUUUUCAAUGAUUCAUUUCUGCAUUUUCAUUUCAUGAUACUUGGUAUCUUGAUAAUAAAGCUUUUCAAUCGGAACUUUAUUCAUAGCAAAGACCUAAGAAAAAGUAUUAAAUUCUCAUUGGUUGUUGAAAUUCUGAUUAAUUUGAUUAUAUUUGUUGGCAUCAUUCUAUUGUUACUUUUUGGUGUCGAUUACACCUGA